This is a messenger RNA of Lingula anatina, 3002 nucleotides long. RefSeq names its product tetratricopeptide repeat protein 16. The record is from RefSeq and is a predicted model, not a curated record. Lineage: Eukaryota; Metazoa; Brachiopoda; Lingulata; Lingulida; Lingulidae. Gene Ontology annotation, molecular function: protein binding.
UAACAGGGGAAGCUUCCAUGGCAAUGUAAUCCAAAACAACCUGUUCGAUCGCAUGUCAGGUACACGAUUUCCUUAAUUAAUUCGUGUGACGGUAUUCUUUGGCUCUGAUGUAUGCCGUGGAAGUUAAUCCCUAGGUCUAUCAGAUUUAAAUUGCUGAAACCAUGUAAAGCGUUGCCAAAUAUCAGAGAAAUAGAAAGUUAAGAAUAACCAGGGGCAGUGCUCACUCAGACUCUGCUAUCCAGCAUGUCAUCCACUGAGGAUCCAAAUCCCUCAAACGGAGAUAAUGAUUCAACAAAGGAAAAUGGACUCCAGGAUGAGGAAGACCACCCAGUUGAGGCAGACAUACCAGCUGACCCCGAGGAAGUUGCUAAAGCAAAACAACUCCUUAAACAAUCUAGUGAAAUCAUCAAUGUCCAUCAGUUUUAUCCAGAUUUAGAUGUACUGUUUGAUAAAGAAGGUGUCACUAAAUCUAGCACUUUGAUUGAUGAGACUGAGGAGACAAGUGGUGAGGAGGAUGAAGAUGAGGAUGAGGAGGAUCAAUUGACAGAUGUUACUGAUGAGGGAGAGGAGAAACAGAGCAUGGUGCAAUAUUCUGGUGCUGAGGGAGGAAGUGAGCAGGCUGAAGGUGGGGUAUUUGCCACUGCAGUUAGUGAGGAAACAUUGGCGGCAGCAAAAGAAAGAAAGAAGAGCAAAGGGAAGGCCUUUGAACCCCAGGCCUGGGAGCCCAACAAACCCACUCUCACCAUGAGGGAGGUCAUUGACACCAAGGCAGCUGAACAUUUCCAAAAUGCACUGGACUCACUAAGCCAAGAUGAUUACGACAGGGCAAUCCUGUGCCUCAACAAAUGCAUAAUACUCAAGCCUUGGGUUGUGGACUACUAUGUCCUGCGGGCAGAGACUUUCUUACAAUCCACAGACUUUCAAUCAUCAAUACUCAAUUAUAAAAAAGCCUGUGUACUGGAUCCUGACUGUGCUCAAUAUUACACCAGAUUGGCUUUUAUCUAUUACAUGCAAGGACAGUGUUUGUUUGAUCAGAGGUUAUAUCCAGAAGCUUUAGAGGCAUUCUCAAGGGCAGCAGAAAUGCAGCCCAACAUUGAAGGCUAUCAUACAAGGAGCAUAGCUUGCCUGGCAGCCCUGAACAGGCAUGGAGAAUGCUUGGCCCUGGUGAACAAGAGGCUGGAGAUGGAGAAUGACAACCCUGAUUACUAUGUCAUGAGAGCCAGGCUGCAUGACAUGUUCAGAAAUUACACAUUAUGCUACUAUGACAUCAAGGAUGCCCUGGCACUGUCCCCAGACCACCCUGAGGCUCUCAAGUUGAAGAAAAAGCUUGAAGACAAGGCUGAGGACUGUAAGCACCAUGCUGUACAGCUUACCAUCAAUGGAAAACUCAGGGAUGCUCUCCAGAAAAUAUCUCUGGCAAUAGAGACGAACCCAUCCAUUGCAGAAUACCAUGUUUUAAGGGGUGCUGCUCAUCGCCGCCUUGGUGACUUCAACUCAGCAAUAGAUGACUAUCUGCUGGCCAUGGACAAAACUGACCACAACGAGGACAGUCCAGUGUACAGAGAUGCCCAGAGACAGCUGCUCCUCACAUACAAUGACUUUGCUGUGGAGUGCUUCAAGAAAUGUUUUUAUGAGGAGGCCAUAAUAUUGUUGAACAAGGCAAUAAAGGGAGAGAAGGAUCAGAAGGGAUUAUAUAUCAACAGAGGAGAUUGUUUCUUCCGUCUUGGUGAGAUUAACUUUGCCCUGGCUGACUACCACCAGGCUCUGGAGCUGGACCCCAUGAACCAGAAUGUCAAGACCAGGAUAUCCAUCAUACAUAAUGAGUACGGUGUGGCUGACUACACAGAUAAGAAAUAUAAGGAUGCAGAGGCUCGGUUCACUCUGGCUAUUCAGCACAAUCCUAGGAUAGGGCAGUAUUACAUCUCCAGAACACGGGCCAGGUACAUGCUGGAGAACCACAAUGGUGCUCGCCAUGACAUAGUGAUGGCACUGCACUUGGACCCAAGCAAUGAGGAAAUUCUUUCCUUGAUCCCAAGACUCUUCCCUGGUAAAUCAAUCACAGACAUAAUGCAGAGCAAGACUGCUGAGGUGACAAAGAUGGCUUUGCAGAACCUGUCGUCCACUGCAUCUCCCAUCAAGCUUAAGCCCAUACAGUCUUCCGGGCAGUUACCUGUUGCAAGGCAACCUUCACUUGGUGAAGAAGAUGGAGAAGAGGAAGAUGAUGGCACAGAUGAGAAGAAAGGGGCUUUGGAAAUCUCAAAGAAAGGAAGGAGACGGAAGAAGAAGAGAGAAAAGGUCUUCCCAGAUUGGAAAGAAUGUAUGCAAGAGAAGGAAUUUAAUUUGAUUGUAGCCCAGGAAAAGAAGCAGAUCUAUGACAAUGUAAAAGAUGCCCUCCAGAACAGGAAGAGCCUCCGUUACACCAGUGGCAGGGUUCAGCCUCUCAUAGAGCCGUCUCCACAUGUGAGGAAAUCCAAGGGCGGUGUGCUGAAAGAGGAAAUCAUACCCCAAGGUUCUCAAGCAGGCAAAAGUACAGGAUGGAAACAGUUUACUCUGGGAAUUGGACUCCUCAAUGAAUAGUGAACUGUUCUUGGUUAUAUUUAUUGUUUCUUUUAAGGAUUUCUUUUAAUUUUAUUUUGAAUUGUUCACAUGGUUGUUUAAAACAAUUCAGAUUAAGAAGAACACGUGUAUGGAAACCUGAAAAAAGUAUUUGUAUGAUUUUUAAAACAAUUCUGGCAUGAGGUAAUUCUGGCAAGAAGAUAUAUUACAUGCAUUCUGAUGACUGGCUAUAGGUAUAGUAGUAAUCUAGCCUGCAAGUUGCCUAUUUUUACAGCUGAAAUUUAAUAUUCAUACAUGAGUAGCCAGUCUCCCAUGAACUUUAAUGUCCACCUUCCAAACUUGCCCUUCUUAUUGUCUAAGUGAUGGUGCUACAUGUGUGAUAGAAUAAUUGUACAGUGCCAAUAGCAAUGUUAAUUUUUGAAUAAAUAUAUAAAUACUUUGAUUCA